Molecule: messenger RNA, 862 nt
Organism: Amphibalanus amphitrite
Lineage: Eukaryota; Metazoa; Arthropoda; Thecostraca; Balanomorpha; Balanidae
Product: cuticle protein 19-like
Exons: 1
Coding region: 1-735 (244 amino acids)
Cellular component (GO): extracellular matrix
Source: RefSeq, a predicted model, not a curated record
AUGACGAUCACGGAAGGCCUGGUGCCACUACUGCUACUGCUCGUCUCCCCUCUGGUUGACGCCGAGUUCCCAGGAACAAUUUUCCCCAGUGGAGCGGGCGGACAGUUCGGCGCCCGUCUCAUACCGCGCAGCUUCAGCAUGCAUAACUCCUACCCAGCUGUGCCCUACGGGGCUCGGUUUGGCCGGCUGGUAGGAACAUACGGAGCAGGUGGAGCCUAUAAUGUCAACGGAGGCUUUAACAUCAACGGAGGUUACAACAGCAACGGAGGUUACAACGUCGGAGGAGGAUAUAACAACAUCGGCGGCGGCUACAGCGCCGGCAGCGGCUUCGGCAACUACCUGGGGUCGGGCGGAACAGUGGCCAGCAGCGAAUACUCGGUUAACACAGCCAACAGCGCUCUACGGGCCAAAAACGUGCACGCCUCGGCGCCGACCGGCAACUACGAGAACAACCACCUGAGUGACGACUACGGGUCCGACGACUCGAACUUCCAGUACCGGUAUAUGGUAUCUGACCCGCUGACCGGUGACGCCAAGUCGCAGCACGAGACUCGCCGCGGCGACGCGGUCACGGGCGAGUAUCGGGUGCUCGAGGCCAACGGUCUGAUGCGCGUCGUCUCGUACACGGCCGACGACGCGCACGGGUUCGUGGCGCACGUGCGCUGGGAGCCGGCUGAGCGGCCGCACGGCCCGGCCGUGUCGCACCAGGAGGUGUCGCAGCAGCACUCCCACUGAAGGACGGCAGGGCCGGGUCUCGGACAGCGGACAGCGGCGGCGGCCGGGCUCAUCCCACCCCAGGGAAUCGCAGACUCGGUGCGAAUAAAACUAAUAGUUGAUAGUUUGCAAUCAGCAAGUAUCUGUU